Molecule: messenger RNA, 1086 nt
Organism: Protobothrops mucrosquamatus (brown spotted pit viper)
Lineage: Eukaryota; Metazoa; Chordata; Lepidosauria; Squamata; Viperidae
Gene: ZNRD2
Product: zinc ribbon domain containing 2
Exons: 4
Coding region: 36-629 (197 amino acids)
Source: RefSeq, a predicted model, not a curated record
GCUAGCGCCGGAAGUUGCGGCAGAGGGGAACGAUCAUGGCGCUGAGCGCGGCAGGACACGACGACCACGCCGAGUGGGAGCCGCCCUCCGAGGCCGAGCUGAAGGUGAUCCAGGCCCGGCGCGAGCGGCAGGACAAGAUCAGCAAGCUGAUGAGCGAGUACCUGCUGAAGGGCUACCGCAUGCUGGGCGAGUGCUGCGAGGAGUGCGGGACCAUUUUGCUGCAAGAUAAGCAGAAGAAGUUUUACUGUGUCACCUGCCAAGAGCUUAAUUCUGAUGUGGACAAGGACAAUCCAGCCCUCAAUGCACAAGCAGCCCUUUCCCAGGUGCGGGAGCGUCAGUUGGCUACUAACCCCGAUGAAAUGGCUUCACGCCCAGAGCACUGCGAAGGAGCAGCCUUGGGUCUCCGGUCAAGCGCCCCUGACCCAGCCCUUCCAGCGCCCACUGCUGCGCCUAAUUCUCCGCUGACGCGCAACAUCCUGGUCGCAGCAGAAGAGGCCAUUCUACAGAAGAUCGGCUGGGCAAGCCAUCAACUCCAAGAAACAGCCUCCGUUGAAAGGAGCAUCCAUCUCUGUUCACUGAUCUGUUCCUGCACGGAUGCUCUCAAGGGCAUCAGGGAGCUGCCCCAGUGAGGAUGGCCCAGCUUGAAACGGCAGUGCCAGGCCUGGAAUGGAGUGUAGGCCACGCCUGGGGAGCCAGAGGAUCUCCCCACCAUUUAUCGUAGGGGCUGGGUAAUUUAAAUAAGACUGGGCUCUCCUUUCUGAUUAAAUGUGAGCUUUUUUGCCUCGUACAAGUUGUCCUGACGUUUGAGGAAUGUUUCAGAGGAUUUGCACGUAUAGCUCUAUCUAAUCCGGGGCAAGGAAAGGAUAGAUAAAGAGUUUAAACUGGUUUGGGGAAGGGAGAUGUUGGGGCUAGCAACAUUUUAGGCUCUGAAUUUGGGGCUCCUGCAGACACGUCAGCCUAGAUCCGUUCACCAUCCCGCUUGCCAUCCAAAGAUUUCAAGUUAUCAGGAGCUCCAUGCGGCAUUGCGUUUUUGGUUGUUGUUUUUUUUUGUGAAGCAUUAAACGUUUCAAAUUUCAAGGCACAAGA